This is a messenger RNA of Eurytemora carolleeae, 14545 nucleotides long. It is a transcript of the gene kug, whose product is annotated as fat-like cadherin-related tumor suppressor homolog. The coding region runs from base 79 to 14322 and encodes 4747 amino acids. Gene Ontology annotation, molecular function: calcium ion binding. The transcript is spliced from 12 exons. The record is from RefSeq and is a predicted model, not a curated record. Gene Ontology annotation, biological process: homophilic cell-cell adhesion. Gene Ontology annotation, cellular component: plasma membrane. Lineage: Eukaryota; Metazoa; Arthropoda; Copepoda; Calanoida; Temoridae.
GUAGACAGACAACCGCCACCAAGAGUAGGUUAAUGUAGUCCAGUCUGUGGGCCAGUUAGCCCUAGACACAGGCUUAAAAUGUUGAUAAACCUGGACCCUCGGGGGCCUGGUCCUCCAUUAAAAAUCCUUCUUUUUCUUGAGCUUAUAGUGAUCUCUAGUUGUAAUACAUUAUUAAACUACGACGACGUAGAUAUUGAAGAAAAUCUGACUGAAACUGAUCUAGAAGAGAGUUCAGAGUUUCAGUUUACAAGUCUAUCUUACAACGCAACCAUCGGUGAGAACAGUGUUGGAAAGGUGUAUGUGGAAUCCCACCAAAAAAUGGGAAUAUUCAACGCUGAUCCUGAUGUUAACAUUAAAUAUAAGAUUGUCGACGGUGACCACGAAUUCUUUUUUAAAGCUGAAUCGGAGCAGGUCGGAAACUUUGUGUUUUUACUCAUCCGAACCCGAACCGGGAAUAUAAAUGUUCUCAACCGAGAACGAACUGAAUCCUAUCAGCUAACAGUGAGAGCAACUUUUCGUGAUUCAACCCGGCAUAGGAUUCGGGAUAUUAAAGCUCGUACGGUUGUGAAUGUCCAGAUCUUGGAUACUAAUGAUCUUGAUCCGUUCUUCAAUCCUUCCUCUUACAGGGUUUCAGUUCCAGAGGAUCAUCCCUUACAUGCCAGUAUUCUCAGGGUAAAUGCUGAGGACGCUGAUAGUGGAAUUAACGGAGAGAUUUACUACAGUAUUGCAGAGGAUACGGAUAUGUUUACAAUUCAUCCGGUUUCAGGACUUAUAUCUCUAGCUAGGAAUCUUGUGUACAGUGAGAAACCCAACCAUAGGAUAACAGUAGAGGCCAGGGAUAGAGGAACUGUUUAUUCCUAUGGUCCAAGGAGGGUGGAUACAGCCACGGUUUCUAUCUCUGUGGAGCAAGUGAACAAGUUUGAUCCGAUUAUGAAGAUUCAACAUCUUCCCGAGGUAGUGGAACAAUCCCAUACAGAUAUAUACGCGAUCAUUCAUGUUACAGACCCGGAUCCGGGUCAACACGGAGAGGUAGCAGGACUAGAGAUCAUUGAAGGAGAUCCUGAUGCUCAUUUUAGGGUUAGACCCGGAGCUGAUCCUUCCGAGUUCAAUAUAGAGGUUCUCAAACUACUGGAUAGAGAGAUAGCUCCUAAAGGAUAUAAUCUCACUCUUAAAGCCAUGGAUAAUGGGAUACCACCCAGGUCGAGCUAUAAAGAAGUGCAUGUUAGACUAGCAGAUCUCAAUGAUCACCCACCAGUCUUCGACAAAGAAGAAUACGAAGUUAGGAUUCCAGAAUCUGCUCUUCCAAACACUCCACUAACUAGGCUUAAGGUGACCGAUCUGGAUUCUGGUAGGAACGCCAAGGUUGUGUUGAAGAUAACUGCUGGUAACCCAGAUGAUCAGUUCAGGAUUGAUCCUCUCUCCGGAGUUCUAUUCGUAGCUCGACCUCUGGACGCGGAGACUAAGAGUAGAUACACCCUAACCGUCUCCGCCCUGGAUAUGGCGAAUGCCGGGAUGAGAAAACAAUCCUCCGCCCGUGUCAGUAUCUUCAUCGACGACGUGAACGAUAACACUCCUGAGUUUGAGAACAAAGAGAAGGAGAUAUUCUUCAAUGAAAACGAACCUUCCGGGACGCGUGUUAUGAGAUUAAAUGCUCAGGAUCUAGAUUCUGGCGAGAACUCUAGGAUAACCUACAGUAUUGUAAAUAUUCACGCGGACGAACUUCCCUUUGAAAUUGAUCAUUUCACGGGAGUGAUUAAAUCCCGCUCCGUGAUAGAUUACGAGUCUGCACGACGAGAUUAUGAUCUGAUUAUCCGAGCAAGUGAUUGGGGAACUCCUUUCCGUAGAGAGUCGGAGAUGAAGUUGAUGAUUCAUAUCAAGGAUAUUAACGAUAAUAGACCUCAGUUUGAGCGAGACGGAUGUAUUGGAAAGGUUUCCAGGUCCCUACCCCUGGGAGGAGAAAUCAUAACCCUCUCCGCCCUCGACUACGACGUGAGGAACAUCAUCAGCUACAGGGUUGUAUCUGGGAACGCGGACGGAUGUUUUUAUCUGGACGAAACAACAGGUGUUCUUAGUGCCAAGUGCGAUCUAGGACGUUUACCGAUGAAACGGCGGAUCCUAAACGUAACGGCCACUGAUGGACAGCAUUUUGCCGACGUAAUGCCGAUAGAGAUAAACCUGGUUGAGACGGAGGGGUUCUACAGGGAUACCAGCCUGGAAGGACGCAUGCUAGACUUCAACUGUAGGAACACUAAUGUAGCACAGAAGCUGACGGAAUUGAUGGCUGAAGCGGAGAAGAAUAACAGAGGAUCCUUGGAACCAGAGUCAAACCCGGUUCUUCUUCAUAAUAUUCAUUAUCCAACCUUUCAACGUCUUCCCAAAUCCUUCUACCUCAACGAAACUGAUCCCGUCGGUACUGAAGUAUUCAAGGUGAAUUGUGAGGAUAUGGAUCCAGGAUUCGAAGGAUUCCUCGUGUAUGCUAUCUCCGGAGGGGAUCCUGAUGCUAUAUUUGAAAUCAAUAUGACCAGUGGAGUUGUUAGGCUAAUGGCUCAGGCGGACCGAGAGAAAACCCAGGAUUACAUGCUGAAUAUUACCGCCUGUGAUCUAGGUAUUCCUCAGAAGUGCUCCUCCAUACUUAGUCAUGUCAUAGUUGUGGACCAGAAUGACAAUUCUCCGGUUUUUAUCAAAUCUGCAUUUUCAUUCUUCUUUCCAGAGAAUACGAGGAACGGAACCCCUGUCGUAACUCUUAACGCUACGGAUCUUGACUCCGGACCGUUUGGUCAAGUAACCUACAUUCUUGAAACAGAGACAGAAUAUUUCUCCUUAGACCCUAGUACUGGACUCUUGAUAGUAUCCAAGGAGCUAGAUCGGGAGACCAAGGAGUUCUAUGACCUAACAAUACGUGCAGUGGAUGGAGAUUUGAAUGCUCCUCUGUCCUCCCUGGCCAAGGUUCGAGUUCGAGUUCUGGACGUGAACGAUGUAGCUCCAAGGUUCACCUCACAGGAGUACUAUGUGAAGACUAGAGAGGAUCUUCCUGUACGGACAAUGGUUGGAUUUGUGGAUGCAUAUGAUCCUGAUCUGUAUCAGGGCGGGCAAAUUACUUACUCUAUAGAUUAUGGAGCAGAGGAUAUGUUUUUUAUUGAUAAGUUUACAGGAGCAAUUAAGAUUAAGAAGCAGUUGGACUACGAGACUAAACAACUGUACAACCUAACCGUUCUCGCUAUAGACGGGGGAUCACCGUCCCUAGUCUCUGUAUCCUCGUUUAUUGUCGAGGUUCUUGAUGUAAACGAAAACCAGCAUCCACCUAGGUUUGACUCCGUGUUUGAAUCUGCCAGGGUACCGGAGAAUCUUCCUCCUGGUUCUCUGGUGACAAAAAUCACUGCAACUGAUUUCGACACUGGAGCGGAAGAUAGAAGGGUUUCCUAUUCUAUCAGAGGAGGAGACGGACUCAACAGUUUUACUAUUGAUGAUUCAGGGAAUGUAAAAACCUCUGUGGUUCUGGACAGGGAAUCUAAAAGUAACUAUUGGUUAACUGUUUACGCCCAGGAUCAUGGUUCGGUUCCUCUCUUUUCUAAACUAGAAAUAUUUAUUGAAGUUCUAAAUAUAAAUGACAAUAUCCCUCUCACACUCUUUCCAGUUUAUUUUCCAUCAGUUCCGGAGAACUCAAAGCCAUCAACUCCAAUUGUAACUCUGGAGGCGUUUGACGGGGACUGGGACCCUGAACAGAAAUUAGUGUUUGAGAUAACUAGCGGGGAUCCACAAUCAUUAUUCACCAUCAACUCUAUAACAGGACAGAUCUUCACAACUCAUAGAAAACUUGAUAGAGAGGUUCAAAGUGAGCACGAGUUGGAAAUACGAGUAAGUGAUUCAUCUCAACCACCGCUUAACUCGACCACAAAAGUAAUUGUAUCCGUCCUAGAUGAGAAUGAUAACACGCCACAGUUCCUAGAACGAUAUUACAAGAUUAAAUUGCCCGAGAUUCUCCUGGUAGACGAGAGCUUGCAGAAGGAUCAGGAAACCCUACCGGCCGGCCAGAACAAAUCUAUGAAUGAGGCAAAAUAUGACCCAUUGUUUGAGAAUACAACAUGGGAAACUUUUAACAUUGCUGAUCUGGACGGGAAGCCUGUGUUCCGUGUAAUUGCAUUAGAUAAGGACGAAGGUCUCAAUUCCAAGCUUUCCUACAGUAUAAACAACGGUGUGGACGGAACUGGAAGGUUCCAAGUUAACCCUGAGACAGGAACAGUCCACACUACAAUAUCUUUGUUGGGAGGAGAAAUGUUUGAACUCCUUGUGGAAUGCAAAGAUGGAGGUAAUCCGCAAUUAUCCGACGUUUCUAGGGUUUCAGUCGAGAUCAUCCCAACCGAACCUGACACCAACCAAACAAUAUCAAUCCCAGAGAAACAUAAUGUAGAAGUGUUUGAAACGGAUCCUGUUGGGCAUCUUGUCAUUCUUCUCCAACCUGAGGUAGAAAUAGACAAUUUCAUUUUCUUUGAAAUAGUUGGAGGCAACGACGGGUUUGAUUUUACCAUAUCCGGAGACAAGGGAAGCUUACUGAUUGCAAACCCUUUGGAUUGGGAAAGACAAGGAGAGUAUAGUUUAAAUGUGAGUAUAUCUGAUGGAGCAGUUCAAGAAUUCACUCUACUUCACAUCAAGGUGAUCGAUGUUCAAGAGGAUCGACCUGAAUUUUCCGCUGCAGAAUUUGUGAUCGACGUUCCGGAAAACUUUACUCUCAAUGGUGAGAUUACACGCCUGACAUUGACAGAUCGGAGUGCAGAAACAAAGAAACUCUUCUCCGUGCACGCUGCUCAAAGUUUGGAGUCUUUUCAUACCUUUAAGAUAGACCCGAUAGACGGAACUGUAUCAUUAGCACGUAAGUUAGACAGGGAACAGAUCUCCCGCCAUAUAUUGACGGUUUCCGUCAAGGAUGAGGGAUCCUUGUCAAAAAAGAAUUUUGCUCGGUUGGUUAUAAAUGUGGAGGAUAAUAAUGAUCAUAGUCCACAGUUCCUAUCCCAGCUCAUUCAAACAAAACUUUUUGAAACUGCUGAUAUCGGAAGUUCCGUUGUUCAAGCUCUAGCUAUUGACAAUGAUCACGGAGAGAACGGACGGAUUACCUACUCAAUUCUUACAGGAAAUGUUGGAAACUCUUUCUUUAUUGAUCCUGAUCUAGGAAUACUCCGGGUUGCCCGUGAUCUGGAUAUUCGUGUUCAACCAGAGUAUAUGCUCGUUCUUAAAGCUACAGACAAUGGUAUGGUUCCUCUCUCCGCAACUCUUCCUGUUCAUAUCCUACUUACUAUGGCAGAUUCAGCUCCUCCAAGGUUCCUUGAACCCCACUACGCUACGGAGGUUUAUGAAAACCUAGCUCGGGGACACUUCGUAAUUCAUGUAGAAGCUCGGAGCCAAUCCUCACUAUUUUACGAGAUCUCCAGUGGGAACCAGGACGGAGUUUUUAGAAUAAAUCCCAGCACUGGAAUAAUUAUGACCCAACAAAAUUUGGACUUUGAAAAAACUCGAGUUUACAAUCUGAUUGUUCAAGUGUCUAAUAUGGUUGGAGCUAAGACAAGUGUGGGAACAGACAUUCAUGUUCUAGACAUAAAUGACAAUAGUCCUAUGUUUAAGAAAAACUAUUUUGAAGGGAAUAUCAGUGAAUCUGCUCCUGUCGGUUCCUUAGUCCUCACGGAUAACACGACUCCUCUUGUUAUAAAAGCAACAGAUGAAGACUCAGGACUCAACUCUUUACUCAUGUAUGAAAUUCUUGGUGAUCAAGCGAGCAAAUAUUUCACAAUCGACUCUAGCACUGGAGCGCUCAGAACUAUUCUUAAUCUGGAUUUUGAAACACACUCCGUGUUUGAGUUUAACGUAAGAGUCUCUGAUAUGGGAAAACCUAGAUUAAGCGCGGAAACUACAGCUCAUGUCAAGCUUUAUGUUAAAGAUGAAAACGAUUCCCCGCCAAGGUUCUCUAACAGGGUGUAUGAUAAAACUCUUUUGCUUCCAACGUUUAAAAAUGUGAGCGUGGUUCAGGUGAAUGCCAGUGAUCCUGAUAUAGAAAUAGUUUCAACCCUUCAGUACUCAAUAGCUGGCGGUAAUCUAGGAGAUCUGUUUGGACUGGAUGAGAGAACUGGACGGAUAUUUGUGAAUAGACCUGACGAGAUAGAAGGGAACCCACGGUAUUCUCUCGACCUCAUGGUUUCAGAUGGAAAGUUUACUGAUCUCUGCAGGCUUAACAUUGAUAUUAGAAAAUCUGAAAACUCCGGACUUGCAUUUAGUAAAUCCAAGUACUAUGCUACAGUACUAGAGAAUUCCACCAAAUCUGAUGUUAUUCUGGUUGUCAAUGUUCUUGGAUCAGCCCUGAACGAGAACCUUGAGUUCUCUAUUCUCAACCCAACGGAUUUGUUUAAUAUCGGGAGAACAUCCGGAGCUCUGUCUACAACUGGGAAGGUGUUUGAUCGAGAGAAUCAGGAGAACUACGAACUAAUCCUUGAAGUGAGGAGUGAGGAAAGAGCAAGAUACACUCCAAGGAUUGCACAUGUGGUUGUCGAUGUGACUGUGAUGGACUUGAACGACAAUCCUCCAAUGUUUGUAAACAAACCGUACUACGCCGUGAUAUCCCGGGAAUCUGAGAGGGAUACUCAGGUUAUCCAAGUCAUGGCUGUUGAUCUUGACAAGGGCUCCAACGGUGACAUUUACUACCAGCUGGUGCGGGGGAACGGAGAUUUAUUUAGAGUCGGCAGAAAAUCUGGACGUAUAACACUUAAACGAACCUUGAAUAGUCCCCGAGAGGAUUAUAUUCUAACUAUCGCUGCAUAUGACGGUGGGAGUCCUCCCUACUCCUCAGAAACCCAAGUUCUUGUUAAAAUUGUGGAAAAAUCCGUCCCAACUUUUAGUGAACAGAGUUACAAAACCAGUGUACCGGAAAACGCAGAAACCUUUUCUCCGAUCCUAACUACAUCUGCAGUGAGUCCGACUAAAGGAGAGCUCAUCUAUACCCUGGAAACUGGAAACGAACUUGAAAUAUUCUCCGUGGACCAUAGUGCCGGAGUAUUGUUUGUAACUGAAGGGUUGGAUUACGAGACUAGGCAACAGCAUCAGCUCACACUCAGGGCAACAGAUACAAUAUCCUCAGGGUAUUCUGAAUCUAUAAUAUUCAUCUCUGUCGAGGACGUGAAUGAUUGUUCCCCGAGGUUCCUUAAUGAUAGUUACUUUGUCUCCGUGUCUGAGGCUCAACCUCAUGGAUCCAGGAUAAUUCAAGUUCAAGCCGAGGAUCUUGAUUCAGGGGUGAACCAAGAGAUACAGUACAGUCUUAUGUCAGGACCAAACCAGUUCUCCGAUCUCUUUUCAAUAAACCCCAAUACAGGAGAAAUAUUCCUGCUCCGGAACCUUGACUAUGAAAGAGAAAAGUCUCAUCAUCUGAAAGUGUUAGCUACUGACAAGGGAACCCCACCAAGAACAGGAGAUACAACAAUUCAGGUAUAUGUAGAGGAUAGUAAUGACAACCCACCAGGGUUCGAGGAAGCGGAGUAUCAGUUCUAUCUCUCCAACGAGGCCAAUAGAGGACAGUUUGUUGGGAAGGUUCGGGCCGUGGAUCCAGACUUUAGUGAUAAUACCAAACUUCUAUAUUCUAUAAUCGGAGGAAAUGAACAUCAAAUAUUCUCUAUAGAGGAGGAGACUGGAAUGAUAAGUUUGGUUAAUCUGCACAACUUUGAUAAAGUUCCAACUUAUUCAUUAAACAUCACUGUAUCAGACGGAGUUUACGCCACUACAACUAAAGUUAAAAUUAAUCUGUACUCUGGCAAUAGACACAACCCUGUAUUUGAUAAAUCUGUCGUGGAAGUAAAGUUCAAUGAAAAUUCUCCGGAGAAAUCUAAGAUAGUGAGAGUAUUCGCUACAGACCUGGACGGAGAUACGUUAAAGUAUACAAUUAUCUCAGAUGAAGCAAAUAAACUGUUUGGAUUGAAUCCUGACACCGGAGAACUGAUAAACCUAAAGAUACUAGACCGCGAGGAGAAGGAUAACUAUGAUAUCCCUGUGAUGGUGUCUGAUAUGAAGGGAAGGAAUGGGUUCAGCAGGGUCAAAAUAACAAUAACAGAUGAAAACGAUAAUAUGCCUGUUUUCCCCCUGUCUGACUAUAAAGUAAAUAUCCCGGCUAACCUGACCGCAGGUUCACAGCUUCUCCAGGUUACUGCAGAGGACAGGGAUAUAGGAAGAAACGCUCAUCUCAAGUAUUCCAUCUACGAUACAAGAUCUUCCGGUGUAGAUGAUAUUUUAAAGAUCAAUAAAGAAAAUGGUCAGAUAUUUCUAAAGAAAGGAGCGAAGGAACUGGAGAACGAAGUUUAUCAAUUCUUUGUACGAGCUGAAGACGGAGGGAAGGAAACCCUGCACUCAGAUAUCCCUGUAGAAGUUUAUAUUAUGAGUCCUGUAGACCAUCCUCCCAGGAUUGAAAAACGAGAUUCUAUAUAUUUGGUAGACGAGGGGAGUCCCGUAGGGAGGACCAUUACCCAGCUCUCAGCAGUGUCUGCUCCAGAUAGUCAGAUACAAUAUAAAAUUGCGUCAACUCAAUAUUCGGGUCCAGACGCUCUCUUCCAAGUAGACAAUUCUGGCAGAGUAAUUAUUUCCAAUUUAUUGGACCGGGAGACUGCGGCUGUCCACAAGGUUGUAAUACUAGCGGAAACAGAUUCUAGCCCAACACUGAAUGCCUACACCACCCUGACUAUUCAGCUCCUGGAUAAUAAUGAUAACAGUCCUGAAUUUAUCUCAUCAAUGUAUGAAGUGACGGUUUCUGAAUCUGUUUCUCCGCAUACUUCUAUCCUGCAGGUGCACGCUACUGAUCUAGACUUCUCAAACAAUGGCGAGGUAACAUACAGCUUUGCCGAGGAAUCAAAACAUUUAGCUCCAUUGUUCAACAUUGAUCCACAUAACGGUUGGAUAACUACACAGGGAAACCUAGACUACGAGCAGACAGAAUCCUACAUCAUAACCAUCGAAGCAAAAGAUAAUGGAAAAGAGAGUAGAACUACGGAAACCAAGGUUUAUGUAAAUAUUCUGGAUACUAAUGAUAAUCCUCCAGAGUUCAGCCAGAGGCAGUAUUCUGCUGCGGUUAAUGAAGGAGCAUUGCCAGGAACUAUUAUUUUUCAGCUCCAGGUCCGGGACGUAGACAAGGAUGCAAAGAGUCAGGUUACAUUUUCCAUAACCAACGGGGAUACUCGGGGCAGGUUUCAGAUUAAGCAGAACGGAGAGGUUUAUGUUGCCCGUAGUUUGGAUAGAGAGGAGACGGCAGAGUAUCGAUUAGAAGUAACUGCAACAGACGGAUUGUUCGUAACAAGCUGCAGGGUUUCAAUAGAAAUAUUGGACGAUAACGACUCCUCGCCAACCUGCACACUAUAUAAUUACAGACAAGAAGUCUCCGAAGGGAUUCUUCCAGGGACGAAUAUACUAAGAGUAUCUGCUGAGGAUCAAGACGAAGGACAAAAUGCAAGACAAGUAUUUUCUUUAUUGGGAGAAACCAAGGAAUUGUUCAGCAUAGAUGCUGAUACCGGUUUAUUGACUACGUCCUUACUCCUCGAUAGAGAAAAGACAGGACACCACUUACUAACAGUUAGAGUUGAGGAUGCAGGGAACCCGGAAUGGUUUUGUGAAAGUAAGAUUGAGCUCACACUUACAGAUACCAAUGAUAAUCGUCCUAAAUGGGACACGAAUGAGUUCUCGGUCAGUAUCCCUGAGGAUGCAAAUAUCGGUCAGAUUCUCACCAAGGUUCACGCUACGGACUCUGAUCUAGGGGAGAACAGGAUUAUCACAUACUCCUUCUUGGACUCUGCUGAGGGACAGUUCGAGAUAGAAUCCAGGAACGGUGUGAUCACCCUCGCCAAGGGAUUGGACAGGGAGACGGUGGAUCUGUAUAAUCUCACAGUGAGAGCAAUGGACUCUGGUAGACCCAGACUAACUGCAAUCACUAAUCUCCUAGUUCGUAUCCUUGAUGUGAACGACAAUCCACCCGAGUUUGCGAGUAAAUAUUACUUUGCUACUGUCACUGAAGGAGUUCUCAAGGGGACAGAUGUAGUUCGAUUGCUAGCUAGCUCCAGGGAUACCGGAGUUAAUGCUGAGAUAAGAUAUUCUAUCUCCGGUGGAAACCAGCACAACAAGUUUACUAUUGACCCUUUCUCCGGCCUGGUCUCUGUUGCUGGUGAAAUAGAUUAUGAGAGAGCUCGCGAAUAUUUCCUAACUAUUAUGGCGGAGGACGGAGGAACCCCUCCUCUCAACAACCAUGCCACCGUUAAUAUCACUGUACUCGACGCUAACGAUAAUCUUCCCAUCUUCACUUUGGCUUCCUACUCUGCCAGUAUUAAUGAGAAGUCUCCUGUAGGACGGAGAAUAAUCUCACUAACUGCUACUGAUUUAGACAAGGGAAUGAACGGAAAGAUAGUAUAUGAGCUGGUACACGGAGACAGGUUGGGACAGUUCAGGAUAGAUCCAAACACUGGAGAACUAUUUCUGAACCAGUCCGUGGACAGAGAGAUGGUUUCCAGCUAUGUUCUUGAGGUUCAAGCUCGCGAUCACGGAGAUCCUGUCCUUACAUCCUCCGUCCUGGUCAACGUGAAGAUUGAGGACGCCAACGAUAAUCCUCCAGUUUUCCCUGAAGGGAACUAUACUGUAUAUGUCCAGGAGGAUAAACCCUACGGACACAUCCUUCUAACCUUCUCCGUCACGGACGCAGAUGAAUCUCCGAACGGAGUACCAUUUUCCUGGGAUAUCCGGGCUGGGAACGAGGAUGGUGGGUUUCGGAUGGUUCAGGACGGAUCUCUCAGAACGGCGAAGAAAUUCAAUCACAAGCUGCGAACCCAAUAUAUUCUGCAGAUCAGAGUUUUCGACAAUGGAGCCCAACCUUUGUACUCAGACACAUACGUUACUGUGAAUAUCAUCGAGGAGAGUCAAUAUCCACCCGUCCUCACCCCUCUAGAAGUUGAAGUUUUUUCCUUCCAGGACGAGUUUCCAGGAUCUGUUAUCGGAAAGGUUCACUCCUCUGACCAGGAUCCGUAUGAUGUUCUGGGUUAUGAAAUUGUUCCUGCUUACAGUGUUCCAAACAUGCAUUACCAUCUGAGGAUGUUUGAGAUAGAUCGGCGAACUGGAACCUUGUUGGCUAUUCAAGGUUUAGACGUGGGAGAAUAUAAUCUUAACAUCUCAGUUUCCGACGGAAAAUUUGUUUCCUUCCAGAAGACCCGAGUUACCGUAAACCUGGUAACCGAAACUGUUCUACAGAACUCGGUUGUGAUUAAGUUCUCUCAGGUUUCUCCGGAAGAGUUUAUUCGGAGUUAUAAAAAGAAUUUUGUGGGUAUUGUUAAAAAUCUUUUCAAUGUGAGAUCAAAAGAUGUUGAAGUACUAGGGCUUCAGCCAACCUUCACAGGAGAAAGGGGAACAAGGACCCUAGAGGGAAGAGAAAGAAGGGAAACUGAAGAAAUAAUUAAGAAUCAAUUGUCCCGUCAACCCAACCUGGAAUUGCUCCUGGCUGUAAAGAGGGAUAAUUCAAUACACUUCUCAAGGGACGAAGUAAAAAAAUCUUUGAAUUCAAAACUGCUCUCCGUGUCUGCUCAAGUAGGAUUGAAGAUACUGGAGAUCAGAGAGGAGCUGUGCGAGGAGACUUCCUGCGUGAACGGAAAAUGUCGGGAUUUAAUUACAAUGUCCGAAUCUCAGGUUGUAACAGUCGCGACGGACGUGAGUUCUCUUGUUUUUCCACAGUUUGAAUACCGAACCAUCUGCGAGUGCAAAGUUGGUUUUUCUGGAGAGCACUGUGAUAAGAUUGCAAACGAAUGCCACCGUGAGCCCUGUCCGUCCUUCAAGGUUUGUGUCCCUGAUCAAACUCCUGAGGGUUACUCCUGCCUAUGUCCGACUGGCUUUACCGGUACAGCCUGUACUGUAAAUAUUUCUACCUGUGCACACAGUAAGUGCACGGUUGUAAAUCCAAUACAGUUCUCAGGACGAAGCUAUGCUCAGUAUACUCUUAAAAGAACCGUGGAACGUCACCUUAGUGUUAGUAUUGGAUUCAAGACUCUAUUCAGCGUAGCAACACUGAUGUACGCUCAGGGAUUAGUUGAUUACAGUAUCCUAGAGAUAUCCGAUGGCAAGCUUCAGUAUAGGUUUAAUUUUGGCAGCGGAGAAGGACUGGUCAGGUUGAAUGAAAAGAUAGUAAAUGAUGGAGAAUGGCACGAGGUCAAAUUAGAGAGACAUGGAAACAGUGCAGAGCUUGCUGUUGAUGGGAAGUGGAGAGUUCAUGGAGCAGCUCCGGGUUUAAAUGAUGUUUUAAACCUGGACCAAAGUGAAGUUUUCUUCGGAGCAGAUACAUCUGUACUAGACUCAUCCAAGGAGGGCAGAGCUGUUACUAGAGGGUUUGUUGGAUGUAUGGAUGAUAUCAAGCUAGACCAUGAACCUGUCCCUCUCCACGUCAGUGGGGACAGUCCUGUAGCAAAACUGAAAAGAUUCAUGAAUAUCGAGUUUAAAUGUGAGGCACUACUUCCUCCUGGAGUCUGCGGUAGUCAUCCUUGCAAACACGGAGGAACCUGUCUGGAGCUUGACACUCCGUCAGGGUUCGCUUGCACCUGUCCGUCCAGGUUUUCCGGAGCAACCUGUGAGUACGACCUGGACCCGUGCUCCUCCAACCCCUGUCUCCAUGGUGCCAAAUGUGUAAAUUUAAAGAAUGACUAUCACUGUGAAUGUCCGACGAAGCUGAGUGGGAAGAGAUGUCAUUACGGGAAGUACUGCAACCCCAACCCCUGUGAGAAUAAGGGUGUAUGUGAGGAGGGACAGAACGGAUCUAUCUGUAAAUGUCGAGGUUUCACCGGAGAAUUCUGUACUAUUGAUGUUAACGAAUGUCAGCAUCAGAAUCCUUGUCAUAAUGGUGGAACUUGUGUAAAUUCUCCUGGAGGUUUCCAUUGCAUCUGUACAGGAAAUAGUACGGGUGUUUACUGCAGUGAAUCCGCCCAUGUAUCAUUGGUUCCUAGAACUUAUGCACUCACCCUAGAGGAGGUUGUUGGAAUUAUUCUCAGUCUUUUCAUCAUAGUCGUUAUAGUCGCUCUCUUCGUGGGAUGUGGUCGACUCCGGUCUAAGCGUGACAGUAGGACGAGGAAUAAUACCAUGAAUAUGAUUCAGAAUGAUAUAAACCGAGAUACAAAGAAGAAAGGACGGAACGGAGUUCAAAAGAUGAAUAAUUAUGAACUUACUGCUAGAGAGCAGGAUAUACCAUUACUCCCACAGAGACCCGUUUCUAUUUCUCCGUCUGUAAGUGAAACCCCAUUCAAUUAUAUGGAUACAGUGCGGAGUUAUGGAUCCGCUGCAGAUGAGCUUGAAACUCUACCUAGACUUCCGAAUGAUUACUUUCAGAAUAUUCAGAAACCCAUCGCUACUGUUGCUCCAUCAAUGAUUGCAGAUCGUGACAUGAACCUCAAAGACAACUACUUUUUGAGGAAAAAGAGUCCUGGCCUAGAUUCAACCCGUCCUAGCUCCUCCAGCAGUUAUAUGUUUAGAGCUAACAAACUUCGGGUGAAUCUUCCACCAGACGGCGAGGAAACUUGUCAAUCUGAGUUGUCAAUGGAAGACGAUUGCCAGAGAUAUCACUGGGAUUGCUCCGACUGGGCAAACCAAGCUACUCUUCCAGCCUUGUCUGAGCUCCCUAACGGCGAGAUCCUUGAAAACUGUAGUUGGUUGAGUGGUAUUCAACGAAACAGUUCUCAAGGGAUAAACCAAGCUGACAGACCAUUCAACCCUGCCGAACCUGUUGAUCCAACACGUGAUAUUGAAACACUGCCGGAGGAUGAUACAGAGACACCAGAGGAUCCAGACGGAGUAUCUCAGUAUAAUUCAGAGUGCGAGUCUCAGCUGGGAGCUGUUUAUCCUGAUGAAGACAGUCCUGUUCAUGAGACAAAUAAAUCAAUCGAGGAACUCAUGAUGAUCAAUGGAGUCAAUUAUGUUGAUGACGAUGAAGAAAGUGUGGAGAUCCCGAACAGCUACGAUUACAAGCUGCACCUAAACAAUUACCUUCCAACCUAUCACCUUGGGUCGGAUCCUGAUACAGACGAAGCAACUCCGAUGCUAGGACGCCACCAGAUGGGUCGUCUUUACCAGCAACGAAGCCCAGACUUGCAGAGAUACGCAGUUCUCGGAGUUUCUCAGCUACCAAUAUCUCAAGCUAAGAACUCAGUUUUUCCAGUUCGUGGAGCUGUACUGUCUCCGACCAAGAGUGGCGAAGACGACGAGGACCAAGUUUGUGAAAUUGAAGACGCUGGAGAAGAAAACGAGGCGAGUGCUUUCAGGAGACCUCCAAGUCCCAGAGUUACACAAGUUUAAAGUUAAUUUAAAAGACUUUGCAACAAGUUUUAUCAAGGUUUGGCGCAUUUAACUAACCCACUAUCACUUUGAUGGCCAGAAGAGAAGACUUAUAUGUCCUUGUAACAUGAGAAUCAAUGCAAUCGCUUCAAAAUUCAAGCAACCUUAAUCGGUAUCAUACAUUCAGCUGCUAAACUACAUUAUUUGUUAAAUGUCAUGGGUAACAAUAAAUUUAUCGUAUUUA